ACCAAGUCUUUGACAAUUUCUCACUGGCAGUCACGAUGGCAAAUAAAGCUCCGUAUCAGACCACCUUCGAACCGGAGUAUACGAUACAGCCAAUUUAUACUGGUGGCAGUGUGGCCCUGGAUCAGUCUGGGCGCAUCCUUGCGACAACUUUGGGCGAGGAUGCAUUAUUGACAGACUUGAACACUGGCAGACAGCUGGCAAAGAUUGAAGGAGAUGGAGAGCUGAUUUCUACCCUGAUCUUAACACCCUCGGCGUCCCACCUCACCAUCUGCUCGAGAUCAUUAUCAAUGCGAAUAUACUCCCUCAAACCGUCCUUGUCUUCCUCGCCCAGUAUAAGCUUUGACCUUCUACGAACCCUCAAACCUCACACUACUCCCGUAGUAGUUCUGGCAGUUGAUCAAACGAGCACACUUCUGGCAACUGGUGCUGCAGACGGUGUAGUAAAGGUCUGGGACAUUCUAGGAGGCUAUGUGACUCAUACAUUCCGCGGCCCGAAUGUCCUAAUCUCUGCUCUACAUUUCUUUGAGUUGGUCAGCAAAAACGACGUGUCUGGAAUCUCUUCGCGAAACCAAAAGAGGAGGAAGAGCAAUGACGAGGAGGGAAACGAAGCUGGGAGAGGCUUCCGGUUGGCAAGUGGGUGUCAAGAUGGAAAAGUACGGAUAUGGGACCUUUACAAACGGAAUUGUGCUUCUGUACUGGAUUCCCACGUAUCUGAUGUGACCUCCUUGGAUUACUCUGCUGAAGAGAAUGCGCUGCUCACAGCAAGCAGAGACAAAACGAUCAUGUGGUGGGAUGCACGGACAUGGAAGGUUCGGAAGGUUGUGCCGGUAUUGGAGGAGGUUGAAGCAGCUGGAUUUGUGAAGUCUGGCAGGUUUACAUAUACUGGUGGAGUUCAAGGCAAUAUUCGAGUAUGGCAGACUGAAGAUGGAAGAGAAAUCACCGAACCACAGACAACGAAAGGCGAAGCCGAUGCUAUUGUGGACUCGAUAUCUUUGCCUGGCUUACCUUACAUCUUGUCUAUUCAAGCAGACCACACCAUCAUCCUGCACUCCAUCAACCCUCUCGACCAACUUCAGGGAACGAUAUCAGCGCUUCCUCAAAUUCGACGUAUUUCAGGCACCCACGAUGAGAUCAUUGACCUCGGCUACCUGCUUCCUGACCGGUCUCUUCUGGCUCUGGCUACGAACUCGGAAGAAAUCAGAAUCGUCUCCCUCUCCCAAGAUGGGGAUGAUUCGGAUUACUUUGGCGCCGAUGUUGCGCAAUUGAAAGGGCACGAAGAUAUUAUCAUAUGCUUGGACAUUGACUGGUCUGGGCACUGGAUUGCUACUGGAGCCAAAGAUAAUACUGCUCGCCUGUGGAGAAUAGAUCCAGCAAAUUCGACCUUCACAUGCUAUGCGACUUUCACAGGACACGCAGAAUCUCUCGGUGCAAUUGCUUUGCCACACCAGAAGCCAUCAGAAUCAUCAGCAGGCUUCAAAUCACCCCUCGAGCAUCCACCUGAGUAUAUCUUGACCGGUUCCCAAGACCGAACAAUCAAGCGAUGGGUUGUGCCUACGCAGCCAACGGGCAAAUCUCCCCGAGCAGCCUACACACGAAAAGCCCAUGACAAAGACAUCAACGCCAUUGAUGUCAGCCACAAUGGACAGCUGUUUGCUUCAGCUUCUCAAGAUCGAACUGUCAAGAUUUGGUCGCUUGAGGAGGGAGAAGUGCAAGGAGUCCUACGCGGUCAUCGACGAGGUGUCUGGUCUGUCAAAUUCGCUCCCAAAGAUACACCAUCGAUCACAGGCGAUAGUGGUCCAGCAGCAGGCAAAGGCGUUGUGCUUACUGGUAGUGGUGACAAGACGAUCAAGCUUUGGAGCCUAUCAGACUUCAGCUGCAUUCGGACCUUUGAAGGUCACUCCAACAGUGUUCUCAAGGUUGCGUGGCUCGAUCCUCCGAAGCCAGACGAGAGGAACAAGCGACAUGUUCAAAUCGCCAGUGCGGGUGGCGACGGCUUGGUCAAAGUAUGGGAUGCGAACACCGGAGAAGAUGCAUGCACACUCGACAAUCACGAGGACCGAGUUUGGGCUCUGGCUGUUCAUCCUGUUACAAACAUGAUUGUUUCUGGCAGCGGUGAUUCCACUGUCACAUUCUGGAAAGACACGACAAGUUCCACUCAGGCUGCAACAACUGCUGCUGCGACUCAAUUCGUAGAGCAAGAGCAGGAAUUGCAGAACUACAUCCAUUCCAGAUCAUACCGAGAAGCUAUUACACUAGCAUUACAGCUUAAUCACCCCGCUCGGCUUCUGUCGCUAUUCACCUCGGUUGUGACAGUCAAUCCUCCCGAGCCAGGAAGUUUGUCUGGCGUGAAAGCUGUUGAUGAGGUUUUAACAUCACUUUCAGAUCAGCAAAUCUUUGCACUGCUUCUUCGAAUUCGUGAUUGGAAUACAAACAACAGAACAGCACCUGUAGCGCAAAGGAUCCUUUCGGUGCUAGUGAAAAGCUACCCCGCAGCACGACUUGCAAAUUUGAAAGUGGGCGGACGGGGGAAGAGCCUGGAUGAAAUUUGUGGUGGCUUGAGAGCGUAUUCUGAUCGCCAAUACAAGAGGAUCGAGGAUCUAAUUGAUGAGAGUUAUUUGAUGGAUUAUACCCUGGGAGCAAUGGACGGACUAGGCUUGAUUGAAAAUGGAGUCACGAAUGGGCAUCUUGAUGUAGAUCAGGACAUGAUCAUGGUUUAGGAAUGUAACAAUGAAUCUAGUCCGAUCAAUCCGUUCCAACUUUGAUUCUUUUUGGUUCCUGGCCAGAGGUCAGCGUUCUUUCCAAUCUUUCAACCUGAAUCCUACGGAACUUCAGAUUUGCUCAAUUCAUAAUAUGUAAAUCU
Molecule: messenger RNA, 2860 nt
Organism: Mollisia scopiformis
Lineage: Eukaryota; Fungi; Ascomycota; Leotiomycetes; Helotiales; Mollisiaceae
Product: WD40 repeat-like protein
Exons: 3
Coding region: 36-2717 (893 amino acids)
Biological process (GO): endonucleolytic cleavage in 5'-ETS of tricistronic rRNA transcript (SSU-rRNA, 5.8S rRNA, LSU-rRNA); endonucleolytic cleavage to generate mature 5'-end of SSU-rRNA from (SSU-rRNA, 5.8S rRNA, LSU-rRNA)
Cellular component (GO): nucleolus; small-subunit processome; 90S preribosome
Molecular function (GO): U3 snoRNA binding; protein binding
Source: RefSeq, a predicted model, not a curated record